AUGGCAGUAAGUCUUCUAAAUGGGAGAGAUUUAGACAUAGAGCAGGAGGUUGCAAAAGCCAGCAAAGAGACUACGCCAUCCACUCCAAUUCCACUAGAGGGUCAAGACGAAAAGGGUAAGGCUAAGGUAAAUGAACAAGCUGCAGAACAGGUGGUGCCUCUUGUGCCACAGAACCCUAACAGAGAGAAGCCAGCAAACAGUGCACAAAGGGUGAUACCUACACCAUUCUCUCAGAGACUGGUAAAACAAAAGAAGGAAGAUCAAUACAAGAAAUUCAUGGAGAUGCUGUGUCAAAUUCAGUUGAAUAUUCCUUUGAUGGAUGCCUUGAGGGAGAUGCCAGGUUAUGCAAAGAUGAUGAAAGACCUAAUGUCAUGGAAGUUUGAUUUUCAGGACCUAUCCACAGUGACUCUGAUGCAGACCUGCAGCGCAGUAGUGACCAAACCGAUAGCUCAAAAGAUGUCAGGCCCAGGUAGUUUCACUAUUCCAUGCACGAUUGGGAGUUAUGCCUUUGCAAAGGCAUUAUGUGAUUUGGGAGCCAGCAUAAAUUUGAUGUCUCUGGCUGUAUACACCAAACUGGGCAUUGGCAGAGCUAGACUGACUUUGAUGCUGCUGCAGAUGGCUGACCGCGUAGUAAAAAGGCCUACUGGGAUUCUUGAUGAUGUGUUGGUGCAAGUGAGGAAGUUCGUGUUCCCUGCAGACUUUGUUAUUCUGGACUGUCAGCAAUCUAUGAGGAGACCCAGUGAAUAUGCUAAUUUCUCUCUAGUGGAGGCAGUGGAUGUGAUCCUGCAAGAAGAUGGUGUGACCCUAACUGCUAAAUAUCCAUUGGAGGCAUGUCUGACAAAUUUAGAAGAGAUGGAUGGUGAAGAGUUAGUUGAUUGGGUCAUGGCACUUGAAGGCCAAAGAUUCUAG
Molecule: messenger RNA, 909 nt
Organism: Nicotiana tabacum (common tobacco)
Lineage: Eukaryota; Viridiplantae; Streptophyta; Magnoliopsida; Solanales; Solanaceae
Source: RefSeq, a predicted model, not a curated record